GUGUUUGGUUCUCACAUACCACGAGUUUUAGGGAGGAGACUUGGUGAGUUUUCUGAGUGAGGCAGUUCUCUUCUUGAUAUGGCUUCAGAAAUCACCUAUGCAGAAGUGAAGUUCAAGAAUGAAUCCAACUCCUCAAGCACCUACUCAGAUUCUGCUACAGCUCCCAAUGUGAAGCCCACCCCUCAUCUAAGUAAGCCUGGCCACCCCUCGCUGCUCUUUAUAUCACUGAUGGCACUUUUCCUGCUGUUGGCAAUCGCAUUCUUGGUUGCUUUUAUCUUUUAUGACAUUGCACUUGCAUUUCCUUCUUUUCCCAAAGACAAAGUCUGGAGCUGUUGCCCAAAGGAUUGGAAGCCAUUUAGUUCCCACUGCUACUUCACUGUGAGUGACUCAGCAUCUUGGAGUGAGAGUGAGGAGAAGUGCUCCAGGAUGGGUGCUCAUCUGAUGGUGAUCCACAGCCAGGAAGAGCAGGAUUUCAUCACCAAGAUCCUGGAUGCUAAAGCUGCUUAUUAUAUUGGGCUUUCAGAUCCAGGUCACCGACAGUGGCGAUGGGUUGAUCAGACACCAUACAAUGAAAGUGCCACGUUCUGGCACUCAAGUGAGCCCAAUGAUAACAAAGAACAAUGUGUAGUAGUAAGUCAUCGAGAUUCUGGUUGGGGCUGGAAUGACAUCCUUUGCAGUGUUACACAGAAGUCAGUUUGUCAGAUGAAGAAAAUUUACUUAUGAAUCAAGCUUUCUCCAUGGACAUGGAUUGCAUUUUUAUCCAGCAUUACACAGGCACCUGGAAAGAUCUUCUUAUAGAAGAAUUGUCCAUAGAAUUUAGACACGCAGCCAACAGUUGUACAUAUGAGAACACCAGCCUAUAUA
Molecule: messenger RNA, 864 nt
Organism: Peromyscus maniculatus bairdii (prairie deer mouse)
Lineage: Eukaryota; Metazoa; Chordata; Mammalia; Rodentia; Cricetidae
Source: RefSeq, a predicted model, not a curated record